AUGGCAGGUUCUGGCAGUGUGCAGCAUCCGAACGGCGUACCUAAUGGCGCAAGCCAUACGCGAAUAGGCCCAUCACUUCCUACACUUGAUAGGCUGGGCAUUAAAGACCUGGCGGUGAAGUCCAUCAACCCCCAACGCGUAGCCUCUCUAUGGUUCCAGACCUUUUCGCAUCACGUCCAGUCCGGGGAUGUCGACGGCAUUGUAUCCCUAUUCAUCGAGGACUCAUUCUGGAGGGACCUACUCGUUCUUACUUGGGACUUCCGGUCUUUCCACAGAACUUCAAAUAUCAGGCAGUUCUUGCUUGAUCGCCUUGCUAUUACCAAACCGUCCUCGUUCCGGCUGGAGGAGGACAGGACGGAACUGGAGCAGCCAUAUCCCGAUCUGAUGUGGAUUCAAGGUUUGUUCAGGUUCGAGACAUCAUUCGGCUUUGCAUCUGGGGUGUUCCGACUCGUACCCACACCUUCGGCAGCAAAUUCAGACCAGCUGGUAUGGAAAGCGCAUGUUGUCCUUACCAAUCUGGAAGACCUCAAGGGGCACCCGGAGCGUAUUGGUCCAUACCGCGAGCCGAAUCCGAACCAUGGAAAGUGGACCGAGCAGAGACGUAGAGAAGUUGACUUCGUUGACCGGGACCCGUCCGUAAUCAUAGUAGGGGGAGGGCAGAAUGGACUGGGAGUCGCUGCUAGGCUGAAGUACCUGGGGAUUAGUGCGCUAGUCGUGGAGAAACUUCCGAAGGUAGGCGAUAAUUGGCGGACGCGAUACGAGGCUCUAUGUCUUCAUGAUCCGAUCUGGUACGACCAUAUGCCUUACUUACAGUUUCCGCCGACGUGGCCAGUCUUCACUCCUGCACGCAAGUUGGCGGACUGGCUAGAAGCAUAUGCCCAUUCUCUCGAGCUGAAUAUCUGGACAUCCUCGAAUGUCACGAAGGUGGAGCAGGACGGUACCACGAAGAAAUGGGCAGUGACAAUCCAACGGGGCGAAACUGGUGAAGAAAGGUCGUUCAAGGUAGAUCAUCUAAUCUUCGCCUUCGGGUUUGGAGGAGGACUUCCUCGGAUGCCGAAGUAUCCUGGAAUGGACGAGUUCCAGGGCAAGGUCAUCCAUUCAUCUCAGCAUAAGACUGCCGAAGAUCACAUUGGCAAGAAAGUCGUUGUGGUCGGGGCGUGUACUUCGGCGCACGAUAUUUGCUCCGAACAUGUCGAGCGCGGAGUCGAUAUCACUAUGUUCCAAAGGAGUCCGACAUAUGUAAUGAGCACGAAGGAGGGAAUACCACGGUUACUCGGUUCAUUGUACUCGGAAACUGGGCCACCAUUGGAUAUUGCAGACAGGAUUAAUGCAUCGUUCCCCAAUCCAUUCUUGAAGGAGUUCCAGAAGAGAGUAACGAAGGAAAUAGCUGAAGCCGACAAAGACAUCAUUGAGGGACUUACGAAGAGGGGCUUCAAGCUCACCUGGGGUGAGGAGGGGUCCGGCGCCCUCGGCUUAGUCUGGACGAAAGCGGGAGGCUAUUACUAUGACGUAGGAGCAAGCUGCAUGAUUAUUGACGGCAGGAUUAAGCUAAAGAACGACAGUCUCAUUGAGAGGUUUACCAAGACCAGCAUCAAGUUUGAGGAUGGGAGUGAGCUUGAGUGUGAUGUGGUAAUCUUUGCGACUGGUUUUGACGAUGCCAGAGAUGCCGUUAUCCGAGUAUUAGGAAGUGAUUACAAGGAGAAAUUGAAACCUUUAUGGGGCCUGGGCAAAGAUGGUGAGCUGAAUGGAGUAUGGAGAGACUUCGGGGUGCCGAACCUGUGGUAUCUGAUGGGGAACCUAGCCGUCUGUCGAUUCUACUCGAAGCAUAUGGCCCUUCGUAAGUUAAAGUAUUGA
Gloeophyllum trabeum ATCC 11539 is the source of this 1854-nucleotide messenger RNA. Its product is annotated as FAD/NAD P-binding domain-containing protein. The record is from RefSeq and is a predicted model, not a curated record. NCBI's taxonomy places the organism in Eukaryota, Fungi, Basidiomycota, Agaricomycetes, Gloeophyllales, Gloeophyllaceae. Gene Ontology annotation, molecular function: flavin adenine dinucleotide binding; monooxygenase activity. Bases 1 to 1854 code for a protein of 617 amino acids. The transcript has 12 exons.